Messenger RNA from Parascedosporium putredinis, 1338 nucleotides. Lineage: Eukaryota; Fungi; Ascomycota; Sordariomycetes; Microascales; Microascaceae. The record is from the annotation of a GenBank genome assembly.
AUGGCCCCUCACGCUGAGAUUGACGCGAGCUCCGCGAACGGAUCCGAGCACGCUGCUUCUCCCUCCUCGGCUGAGCUGAAGCAGCUUUUCACUGUUAACUCACCUGACGUCGUUUACAGCGACUCGGAGAUUAACUCCAAGUACACUUACCGCACCACUCAAGUCAAGAAGGAUGUCAAUGGCCAGUAUGUGGCCACGCCCCAGAAACGCUUGACUUGGGAAUCCCGUGAAGGCACCAAGAAGUCUAACUACUAUGGCUCUAUCCUUAUGGGUUCCACUAUGAAACUUGGCACUGAUGCUGAAACCUCUAAGGACGUCAAUAUCCCUUUCCACGACGUUCUCCCCAUGGUCCACCCUAAUGACAUCGUCGUUGGAGGCUGGGAUAUCAGCUCCCUGAACCUUGCGGAUGCCAUGGACCGCGCCCAAGUUCUCGAGCCCACCCUCAAGGAGCAAGUCAGGAAAGAGAUGGCUACUCUGACCCCUCUUCCUAGCAUUUACUACCCUGAUUUCAUCGCCGCUAACCAAGAAGACCGGGCCGACAACUUGAUCCCUGGCACUAAGGUAUGCGCCGCUCACGUUGAGACGAUCCGCAAGCAGAUCCAGGACUUCAAGAGUGCCAAUAACCUGGAUAAGGUCAUUGUUCAAUGGACUGCCAACACUGAGCGCUAUGCCGACAUCAUUGAAGGUGUUAACGAUACCGCUGAUAAUCUCCUCAAGGCUAUUGAGGAUGGCCACGAAGAACUUGCCGAGAAGCACAAGUCGUACAUUGGCGGUGAUGACUUUAAGUCCGGUCAGACCAAGAUGAAGUCUGCCUUGGUCGACUUCCUCAUCAACGCCGGCAUCAAGCUUACUUCAAUCGCUAGUUACAACCAUCUUGGAAACAAUGAUGGCAAGAACUUGAGCUCUCACAAGCAGUUCCGAUCCAAGGAAAUCUCUAAAUCUAAUGUUGUUGACGACAUGGUGGAGGCCAACAGUGUCCUCUACCAGCCUCACGAGCAUCCCGACCAUACUGUUGUCAUCAAAUAUAUGCCUGCCGUCGGCGACUACAAGCGUGCUUUGGACGAAUACUACGCCGAUAUCUUCAUGGGUGGACAUCAAACUAUCUCUAUCUUCAACUGGAAGGCUGCCUCAUCUGACGGAGCCACUACCGCUGAGUACAAGGGCUUCCAUCCGGUUCUCAGCAUCCUUAGCUACAUGCUGAAGGCUCCCAUGACCCCUCCUGGCACCCCCGUUAUCAAUGCUCUCGCCAAGCAGCGGGCUGCCCUCACCAACAUCUUCCGCGCCUGUGUUGGUCUCCAACCCGAGUCGGAAAUGACCCUCGAGCAUAAGCUUUUCUAG